AUGGUUAUUUGUGGUGAGAAUUACCAUAGGAUUGGAUCCUUACUUCCAGUUGAUGGAGAUAGGCCCAAGUUUGCUCAGCUAUAUAUAUUUGAACCUGAAAAUGAGGUUAACAAUAGAAUUGCAAACUUCGCAUCUCGAGAGGAAGUCUUGCUGCCUGAGUUACUUGCAAGUUUGCUUCGAAUGCUUGAUGAAAACAACGAGUUGGUCAAAACAUUUAGGCGCAUUCGACAAGAUCUCCAACUUUCCUCCACACCAAAUCUCCGACUCAGAAUCUUUGGGAUCAAAAUUAGGAAUCGACAAUAUUACUUGCCAACUAGCUCUGAUAUUGCAGCCUUAAUACCUGGUGAUUUUGUUGCAGAUAGGGAGGAUAGAGAUAUCAUUGUUGACCAUCGAGGAGAAGGGCUGAAACGUAUAACAAGCCUCAACCCAAAAUUCGAGGCUCUUCACUUCCCAUUGCUAUUCCCGUACGGAGAAGAUGGGUUUCAUCCUCAAAUAUCUUAUAAUGCCUCCUUUUGUCCAGCAUCAAAGCGCAGAAAAUUUGUUACUCAAAAAGAGUAUUAUGCUUUUAGACUUCAGUAUCGAUUGAAUGAGGGGCAUACACUGGUUCAAAGUGGCAAGGCAUUGCAACAUUACUGUGUUGAUGCAUUUUCAACAAUUGAACUCAAUCGCCUGGCAUUUCUUAGAACUCAUCAAAAAGAUUUAAGAACAGAAGUUUAUCAGGGGUUGCAGGAUGCAUUUGCAAAGGGAGACAUGGAUGGAGAAAAACUUGGAAGAAUUAUAAUGCCAUCAUCUUAUACAGGAGGACCAAGAUAUAUGCAGCAACUAUAUCAUGAUGCCAUGGCAACCUGUCAACAUUAUGAUAUGGUUGGACCAAACAGCGAGUUGAAGCCUAUGGUGGUCUGCCGUGUGUUUCACAUGAAGCUUGCCAUAUUAAUUGACGAGUUUAAAAGAGAAUCAUAUUUCGGGAAAACGAUAGCCAUAAUCUACACAGUUGAGUUUCAGAAGAGGGGCCUCCCACAUGUCCAUAUGCUUAUAUGGAACAUGAGGCUUAAUGAUUCACAGGAUAAUAGAAACCUGGUCGGCUGUGGAAUGAACUUUGGUGAGUGGAUUCUGGCACAAGGAGAUGGAAGGCUUCCAACAAAAUCCUUUAUGGCUAACACACCUUCAGAUUGGAUUGAGAUACCACAAAUACUCUUGAUAUAUGCUGGAAAAAAUCCAAUCGAGUCAAUCACAAAUGACAUAUAUGACACAUUUGAGGAACAACACAUGAGCACAGAUUACCUAAGUGGAAGGGCAAUUGUUACUCCUACUAAUGCAGUUGUGACUGAAGUGAAUGACUUCAUGUUGCAAAAAAUUCCUGGACAUUGCCGUUGCUACUACAGUUCAGACUCUAUGCAACUUGAUACAGAGGUACCUCAGCUAUUUGCUGAAACUUAUCCAACAGAAUUUUUGAAUGCUCUUCAGUUCAAUGGUGUUCCAGAUCAUGAAAUAAGACUUAAGGUUCACACUCCGAUCAUGUUGCUGAGAAAUUUGAGCCCACCAAACGGCCUGUGCAACGGUACGAGGAUAUUGAUUACGAAAUUGGGAGAAAAUAUCAUUGUUGGAAACAUCAUGGGAGGAUCUUUUGACACAAAAGAGGUUGUUAUACCACGAAUAGUACUCAACGUAGAAGACAAACGCUGGCCCUUUAUACUUAAGAGGAGGCAAUUCCCAGUAAGGUUAUGUUAUGGGAUGACUAUAAAUAAGAGCCAAGGUCAAACGCUGGACAAGGUUGGAGUCUAUUUGCCCAAACCAGUAUUCAGUCAUGGACAGCUUUAUGUGGCAGCAUCAAGAGUAAGAUCUGCAGGUGGUUUGAGAUUCUUGAUUGAAAAUGAAGAGGACAUUCCAGCCAGUUACACGAGAAACAUUGUAUAUUCAGAAGCCUUCACAGAUAUUGCACCUGGUUGA
Molecule: messenger RNA, 1947 nt
Organism: Linum trigynum
Lineage: Eukaryota; Viridiplantae; Streptophyta; Magnoliopsida; Malpighiales; Linaceae
Source: the annotation of a GenBank genome assembly